This is a messenger RNA of Pseudogymnoascus verrucosus, 2527 nucleotides long. RefSeq lists its product as uncharacterized. Bases 566 to 2089 code for a protein of 507 amino acids. Gene Ontology annotation, biological process: proteolysis. Lineage: Eukaryota; Fungi; Ascomycota; Leotiomycetes; Thelebolales; Thelebolaceae. The record is from RefSeq and is a predicted model, not a curated record. Gene Ontology annotation, molecular function: aspartic-type endopeptidase activity. The transcript is spliced from 2 exons.
GUAACGGCUCAUCAAAAAAGUCUCAUGAUAUGACAAUUAUGGGCUUCAGUGAUCCUGAUCCUCUGUUUAUUGAUAACUGCAGUGAUCGCUCGUAGGAAUGAUGGGUCUAUCACGUUGCGGGCAGUUCCUAGCCUCUUGGUAAUUCUCAUGCACGACCCCUUUUUGACGCUUGGCGCACGAGGCCAGGAGUGCUAUUGGCCUCUCAUCCGCGCGACAUUCAGACCCUCUGAAUAACACCAAUCAGCUGUAUCAGCCUAACGGAAUCUGCCCGCUCAGGAUUCCAGAAUAUGGAACAACCCUGCGGCUGAAAAUGCUUGGAAAGGGCGCAGCGGCUGUGCCGCCAGAUGUUGGUCCCCUUCAACGUGAGAACAUUCUCUUUCCUCAUCUUCGUGCUCUCGCUUUCAUCUAGUUUGUGUUUGUCUCUUUGGCGCUCUGUUGAUGCAUUGUGUUUCGCGAUAGAAUAACAGAAUCCAGAAAGAUCCGUCAUCCUCGGAGGCACAUUGCGCCGUCCAACCUCUAACCUCCAGCCUCCGCUCUCCCCGGUCUCGACGACGAGACCGCGACGAUGCUUUCUUCAACCACUAUCAACCUGCUUCUCCCACUCUUACUCGCGUCUUCCUCCCUCGCCGGCGUCGUGACCAUACCGAUAUGGAAGGAGCCAGCCUCAGCUGGAGACCACACCCGGCGAGACAUCCAUUCUCGCGCAACAGUAUUACAACAGCUUGACAACAGCCGUCAACGUGGAUCCUACUACGCCAACAUCACAGUUGGGACGCCUCCACAACCAAUCUCUGUUAUCAUAGACACUGGAAGCAGCGAUCUAUGGAUUCUUGCCAAAACGGCCGACGUCUGCCUUAAUCCUAGUCUCAUCAAGCAAUUACCUGGGGAUGUAGGGUGUAUUGGAGGAACCUAUGACCAACUCAAAUCCUCCACAUACGAUAAGCUAAUAAGCGGUGGCUUCCAAAUCCAAUAUGUCGACCAAACAGAGAGCUCCGGCGAUUACAUAUCAGAAACUGUUUCCUUCAAUGGCCAAAACAAGAGCAACAAUGCGAUAAAAGAGCUACAAAUCGGUCUUGCGAGUACCAGCACCCUCCCCGUUGGAGUUAUGGGCAUAGGCUACAACUCGUCAGUCGCCGCGGCUACAGUCUACCCAAACAUCAUCGAUCAAAUGGUCUACCAAGGAUUGAUUAACACACGCGCCUACUCACUCUGGCUCGACGACCUCUCAGCCGCCACCGGACAGAUCCUCUUCGGCGGCAUUGACACAGCCAAAUAUGACGGUUCCCUCUCCAUCCUACCCGUUCUAGGCGAUGACAAGGGCGGCAGGCCCACCUCGUUCGCCGUGGGCCUCUAUGGUAUGUCCGUCGGCCACAAAGGCUCAAUGUCCUCCAUAACCACCUCCACCUUCGCCAUCCCCGUCAUCCUCGACUCCGGCACCACGCACACCCUCCUCCCCGCCGCCGUCGUAAAUCCCAUCAUCCGCGGCCUCGGCGCCUACGACUUCACCUCGCAAAUCGGCGCCAUCCUCGUCGACUGCGGUCUCCGCACCGCGAACCCCGAUUUCAUCUUCGGCUACAAAUUCGGCAACUCCACAACCGCGCCAACCAUCUACGUCAACCUCAGCGAGCUGAUCCUCGAUUUCCCUGGCCUCGAUCAGGCGCAGAUCAAAGACUCGUUCAAGGAGUGGGAUAGCGUAUGCUACCUCGCCAUCGCAGACAGCAGCACCGUCACGGACCACCCCAUCUACCUCCUCGGCGACACCUUCCUGCGCUCCGCGUACGUGGUGUACGACAUCGACAACGACGAGAUCGGGAUCGCGCAGUCGAACUUUAAUAGCGCGACGAAUAAGAUUGUCGAGAUCUUGGCGGGGGAGAAGAUUACGUCUAUUAAGGGACAGCCGGAUAACCUGGCUAAGGAGGUGGCGACGGGGACACGGGAGGCGGGGUUUAAUGGGUUGAUUAAGUCGAAGGACGCGGACACGAGUGCUGCUGUUUCUGGGAAGCUGCCGGGUGGAGGAGGCGCGACGCUGGUGGUAAUGGCGGUGUCGGUUUGUUUUGCGGGGUUGGGGGGGCUGUUGGUUGGUGUUUGAGAGGUUUGUGGUGGGGUGAGAUGGAGGAUUGGAGUGGCAUAGACGGGAGUGGGGUUUUGCGACUGGCAGUAGUGGUUGAGACGGACACAGGAUUACAUAUUGGAUAUUCCCAGCUGCAGGGUGCAGCGAGCAUCUGAGGGCAUAGAGUGGGGGAUUUACGACCUAUGGCGGUGCUGAAGACACACAUGCGCCGGAUUGCAUAUUUGAUAUUUACUGGCUGGAGUUUGGUGGGAGCAUACUAUAUUUUUCAGGAUAUUCGAAGAGGCUCAAUCGAAGCCUCUUCUGCGGAUACGGGAGAGGAGGUAAAUUCCUGGGGAUAGAAUAAAGAUAGUAGAUCUCUUGGAAGAGGAAAUAGAGAUAGAUAGGUAGGAGACCUCUUAUAAGUAGAAACAAAGAUACGAGACCUCUCUCUUACAAGAGGAAAUAAAGAUACAAGAC